This is a messenger RNA of Siniperca chuatsi (mandarin fish), 2460 nucleotides long. It is a transcript of the gene mcfd2, whose product is annotated as multiple coagulation factor deficiency 2, ER cargo receptor complex subunit. The record is from RefSeq and is a predicted model, not a curated record. Bases 153 to 629 code for a protein of 158 amino acids. The transcript has 4 exons. Lineage: Eukaryota; Metazoa; Chordata; Actinopteri; Centrarchiformes; Sinipercidae. Gene Ontology annotation, molecular function: calcium ion binding.
UUAACCAAUCAUAAUGAGCUGUCGUGUCCAAGUGGGGCUACGGCAAGCCACUUAGUCCUUAAAAGCUGUGACUGAUCACUGUUGCCUUCCAACUAAGAAAACAACAUAACUGUCCACGGAGUCAAGUGAAGAUACAAAUUAUUUGGAACAGUAUGAGGUGUGGCAGGUGUAGUGUGCAGUGGGGGGGUCUGCUCCUCCUCCUGUCCUCCUUUCUGCUGUGUGUUCACUCCCAGGUGGAUCCGCAGCAGCAGCAGCAGCCGCCGGUCGUGGAGAGUGCAGCUCACAUAUCCGGCCACGGUCACGGUCGCCUGGACAAAAACAUGGUCCAGGACAAAGACCACAUCAUGGAACAUUUAGAAGGCAUGAUAGACAAACCAGAGAAGGACAUGACACCCCAGGAGCUUCAGCUGCACUAUUUCAAGAUGCAUGAUUACGAUGGCAACAACCUGCUGGAUGGUCUGGAGCUAGCCACAGCUAUCACACAUGUACACAGAGAGGAGAGAGGAGAGAACAGCCAGCCAAUGAGAGAGGAGGACCUUAUGACGCUCAUUGAUGAUGUUCUGAGGGACGAUGACAAAAACAAUGACGGUUAUAUAGAUUACGCAGAGUUUGCCAAAUCACUGGAGUAAGAUGUCACCUGAGCACUGACAUUCUUCAUGACGACGACGACGACGACGACUACAACAACAAGGAAUCUGCCGAGAAGAGAGGUCAAACUAAGAAGCUGCUGUCUAGAAAACAACUGUUUAAUUUUUGCUUUCUGUCUCAUAGGCGAUCAAUCAGGGUUAUUGGUAAUUUAUGGAAGUCUUGGAAAUUUUUGUACUUUCUAAGUUUGUGAUACUUCUGUUUUAUUUUAAUUUUUUUUUCAUCUAAUGUCCAAGCUGGUAGCAGCAAAACUGGUUAUGCCAGUAAUUUAAUAAGCGACAACAAAGGAGGAAAACAAAAUGCCCCCGUUUUUAGCUUGACUCUGGUGUAUGCUUACACUUGCAGUGACUUCUGCACCUUCUGUUUUUGUAGGUUUCUUGAAAUCAUGCCUUUUUUUUUUUUUUAAUUUUAAAAUUUUUUUUUUUAUAAAGGUCAGUUCACCUAAUAUCCCUAACAAACACAUUUUUCUACUUAACCCCUCCUGGUAUCUAACCAUGGAUGUAUACUUUUCAUUCUGUUUUGCAAGGUUUAGAGAUCUCUGCAGUGACUUCUGCCAAAAGCCCUAUACAAUGAAAGCCCAAUACUUCCAUUGAGAACUAGCACAACUACAAAUGAAAACGGUCUACCCAGAGCAUCAUUUUAAUGCACUGAGCAUCACAAACAAAAUACCAUUCACCUCCACUGUAGUUGCAUGGUAGCAGAGGUCUCAGUGGCAGUUAUCGUGGCAAAUAAAACCAAAGCUCCCUGCAUGGCUACUGUAGGGGAACGUGAGAAUUGGGUGAAUUGGCCCUUUUUAUAUGUACAGGAGCUCUAUAGUAUGUGUUCUUCUUUUAGUGGUGCUACACUUGAUAGCCCAAUAUCAUCUGACCAGAAUGUCAUCACUUUAAAUGGACUACAGUUUCCAUUUGAGACGUGUUUCUGUGCAGUGCGCACACUGGACUCAAGCAGAGACCCGCUCAUUUGCAUUAGCUAACACACUGUUGCCGUGUGAUACUCAACACGGUGGACCAAAUGAUUCCUUCUGUGAAUCCAUUUCGUUUGCUGUUUGUGGUGAGGAUGAGACAAAGCAGUCGUUCUCAUCACGUAGGAAAGUGGCCUUGACUUGCUCAGAUGUACACUAUAUAGCCUGAUGUAGUGUGUGUGUGUGUGCGCAGAGCUGCUGAACUGAUGAGGUGACUUUGCAGUUUAUUUUGGAGGGAACCUCAAGGUUACAGGCAGAACAACACACUAUUGAAUGUUGCCAGCAGAGACUCCGUGCAGCAUAGUGGCACGUCAGCAUCGCGUAUUUCCUCCUGAGGUUGUAUUUGCUGUUGUUUUCAUGAAGAUUACCGCAAUUAUAUGAGCCAAUCACCACCAUCUUCACCGCAGUCUGUCAGCCAGCAGAUACUUGACAUAAAUGCAUAAAGUGAGCGUAAAGCAGCCCCAUACUGCUGAUUCUUUAUCACUGGAUAAGCUAGACUUAAAGCACACUGGCUGCUGCUGCUGCUGCAGCUGACCUAGUUUCAUGGGUUUGCAGUAAAGCACUUGUUAUAAACCAUUGAACACAACACAUGUUUGCUUCAAAUCAUUAGCUGCCUUUAAAAACAGAUAUGGAUCAAACAUGCCAGGUCUCUGUGUGUGUCAGCGUUUGUUGAAUCCAUCUGUGAUUGUUUCUAAAGUAUGAUUUUUGUAUGGAUGAAUUCUAUAUUUUUGCCAUCCAGUAUUGAUUCUUCAAUCAAUUCAGGUCGUUGAAUACAAAUAUUUAAACAGCUGAAAGCACAGCAGAUGCAACUGUGUUGUCUCUGGAAUGUGAAAUAUUAAAAGCUGUAAUCUACA